Scophthalmus maximus (turbot) is the source of this 2080-nucleotide messenger RNA. RefSeq names its product adipocyte plasma membrane associated protein (gene apmap). The record is from RefSeq and is a predicted model, not a curated record. Gene Ontology annotation, biological process: biosynthetic process. NCBI's taxonomy places the organism in Eukaryota, Metazoa, Chordata, Actinopteri, Pleuronectiformes, Scophthalmidae. Gene Ontology annotation, molecular function: strictosidine synthase activity. The coding region runs from base 103 to 1350 and encodes 415 amino acids. The transcript has 9 exons.
UCAUUUUGAAGCGGACCGGAAGUCCGCAGUGACAGCCCCGGUGGGAGUCAACACACAGAUCCGCUCCAGACAGACAACUGGGCCGAACCGUCCGAGUCGAGCAUGAACGAGUCCGCGGGUCUGCGGCUCCGGCGGCUGCAAAGACCGCAGGUCAUCACCGACGAGCUGCCCGAGCACCGACACAAGGGGUCCGGGACGUACAGCGGGAAGGUUUUCCAGGUGACGCUCGUGUCUCUCGGCGGCUUCCUGCUUCUUCCUCUGCUCUUCAUCGUCCUCAUCCUUGAGUCUCCGAUCCAGCCCGACGUGUUCACCCUGAAGGAGCCUCCAGUGAUGACGGGCUGCUGGGAGCCAAACCUGAAGCUCCGCGAGGCCCAGAGACUCUUCGAGGACCAGAUCCUUGGACCCGAGUCCAUCGCCAACAUCGGAGAUGUUUUGUUCUCCGGAACAGCUGACGGGAAAAUCGUGAAGCUGAUUGGUCGAAGGAUCCACACGGUGACGAGACUCGGAAAACUUCCCUGUGGCUCCAGGGAGGAGGAGCAGAGCUGCGGUCGUCCUCUAGGGAUCAGAGUCGGACCUAACGGGACUCUGAUCGUAGCCGACGCCUACCUGGGUCUGUUCGAGGUCAACCCCACCACCGGUGAGACGACCCGGUUGGUGGCGGGUGGUCAGGUGGUCGCUGGCAAGAAGCUGUCGUUCAUCAACGACGUGGCGGUGACACAGGACGGGAAGAAGAUGUACUUCACCGACUCCAGCAGCAGGUGGCAGCGCAGAGACUAUCUGAGCCUGAUCAUGGAGGCCACGGCCGACGGACGAGUUCUGGAGUUGGACCUGGAGACCGGCGACUUGUCAGUUCUGAUGGAAAACCUGAGAUUCCCAAACGGCAUCGAGCUGCUGCCCGACGAGGAGUCGGUGCUGGUCGCCGAGACGACCAUGGCCCGGAUACGCAGGGUCCACGUCGCCGGUCUGAACAAAGGCGGGAUGGACACGUUCGUGGACAACCUGCCCGGUUUCCCCGACAACAUCCGCCGCAGCUCCAGCGGAGGAUACUGGGUCGCCAUGGCGGCAGUGCGGCCCAACCCUGGAUUCUCCGUGAUGGACUUCCUGUCCCAGAGACCCUGGAUUAAGAAACUCGUCUUCAAGCUCUUCAGUGCGGAGGUUCUGAUGAAGUUCGUCCCUCGCUACAGUUUGGUGGCCGAGCUCCACGAUGGCGGCGUCUGCACGCGGAGCUUCCACGACCCAGGCGGCCUGGUGGCAGCGCACGUGAGCGAGGUCCACGAGCACGAUGGGCGUCUGUACCUCGGGUCAUUUCGCUCGCCGUACGUCGCCGCGCUCGACCUGCGCGACCUUUAGACACGAGGACGCAUCUGUCAGACACAAGACUCUGAAGGACAGGGACGCAGGUCGUCCAGACGUUGACCCGAGGGCCGGUCAGACCCGAUCGAUCGGCUGUGACGAACAAUCGGCAAUAAUACAUAAGUUUCUAUCAAACGUCCUCGUUAUUUAUUCAGUUGAGUUAUGAUCCAUUGUUCUCAGAUUAAUCUAAGUCCUGACAAACGAUGCAACAGAGCAAUGUGCUAACAUGCUAUCUUGCUAACAUACUACGUGCAUUCAUUCAAUCUUCUUUUGUCCCCUGACCCUUGUCCCCGGGUCUGAGAACCACAGUGCUGCUCACUUUCAUCUGUAGGCAUGUUUGUUGCUCAACAUGUUUGUUGCUCAACAUGUUUGUUGUUCAAAGUGAAAAGUUGUCCGAGAUGUUGACGGAGCUGCGUCAUCGCUCACAGCUGAUCGGUCAUCUGACUCCACCCACCGAGGGCUUCACUGCGUCUGUGACAUCAUCAUAACCAGACGACGAGCCAAUCAGCUUUAGCCACAGGCGGAAAUGACUCAGAUCUUUGUGAUGUGGCGACGUUUUACUCUGAGACAGAGUCUGAAUCAUUUCUGUAGUUUCACUGGAUUCCUUUUUUCCUGGUCUGUGAUGAUGAUGAAGUUGAUGAUGAUGAUGAAGGUGAUGAAGAUGUCGUCUCCUUUACUUCUUGUUCUGCAGCUUAAUUUCAUUAACUGAAUAAAAUAUUUUUCAGUG